UGAGUGGAUGAUUCUAGCUACUAUCAUUGCCAACUGCAUCGUCCUGGCUCUGGAACAACAUUUGCCUGAUGGGGACAAGACGCCGCUGUCUGAGCGCUUGGAUGAUACAGAGCCGUACUUCAUAGGGAUCUUCUGUUUUGAGUCUGGAAUAAAGAUCCUGGCACUUGGUUUCGCCUUCCACAAGAACUCCUACCUGAGGAAUGGAUGGAACGUCAUGGACUUUGUGGUGGUGCUCACAGGGAUCCUGUCUACUGUGGGUUCAGAUUUCGACUUGCGGACCCUCAGGGCUGUGCGAGUAUUGAGGCCCCUCAAACUGGUGUCCGGUAUUCCCAGCUUACAGGUGGUGCUCAAAUCCAUCAUGAAGGCCAUGAUUCCUCUGCUGCAAAUUGGCCUGCUUCUUUUCUUUGCCAUCCUCAUGUUCGCCAUCAUUGGCCUGGAGUUCUACAUGGGCAAAUUCCACACAACCUGCUUUGACAAUUACACAGGUGAAAUCCGAGAAGAGUUUCCAUGUGGGACAGAGCUUCCGUCACGGAUGUGUCCAGAGGGCACCACGUGUAGAAAGUACUGGCUGGGACCAAACUAUGGCAUCACCCAGUUUGACAACAUCCUGUUUGCUAUUCUUACCGUCUUCCAGUGUAUCACCAUGGAGGGCUGGACUGAACUGCUCUACUGGAGCAACGAUGCCUCAGGGAGUGCAUGGAACUGGAUGUACUUCAUCCCCCUCAUCAUCAUCGGCUCCUUCUUCAUGCUCAACCUGGUGCUGGGUGUGUUGUCAGGGGAGUUUGCCAAAGAAAGAGAGCGUGUGGAGAACAGGAGUGAGUUCCUGAAGCUCAGAAGGCAGCAGCAGAUUGAGAGAGAACUCAAUGGUUAUUUGGAGUGGAUCUGCAAAGCUGAAGAGGUCAUCUUGGCGGACAAUGAAAAUGAAAAUGAUUAUGAUGGCUCCCGUAGGAGAGCCACAAAGAACCAUAAGAGCAAAGCUGAGCUUCUAAACCCAGAGGAAGGGGAGGGAGAUCUGGCAGUUGGGUCACCAUUUGUCGUGCCAGCUUGGAAGAGCUCCAGCUCGAAGGAUCGACUUUCAAGCGGCAUCCUGACUGGUGAGGACUGGAACAUGGUGAUGUACGAUGGCAUCAAAUCUCAGGGCGGAGUCAACAAGGGCAUGGCCUUCUCUAUCUUCUUCAUCGUACUCACACUUUUUGGCAACUACACUUUGCUGAAUGUGUUCUUGGCUAUCGCUGUGGACAAUUUAGCCAAUGCACAGGAACUGACCAAGGAUGAACAGGAGGAAGAGGAAGCUGCCAGUCAGAAGAUUGCCCUGCAGAAAGCCAAGGAGGUGGCUGAAGUCAGCCCACUGUCUGCUGCCAACCUCUCCAUUGCAGCUAAGGAGCAGCAGAAGAACCACAUUAAGGGGGGGAUCAAUAAGUCGGUGUGGGAACAACGCACCAAGGAGCUGAGGAGGCAGACUUUGGUGUCCAGCCGCGAGGCCCUCUAUAACGAGCUGGACCCCGACGAACGCUGGAAGGCAAGGACAGGGAGGGAGGAGCAAAACAAUGUGAACUAUUCACGUCACAUCCGCCCGGACAUGAAGACCCACCUCGAUCGUCCCUUGGUGGUUGACCCCCAUGAGAACCGCAACAACAACACCAACAAGACCACUGCGAACAGUUCAGACCUUUGCUUCAGCCAGAACCAUCGCGCUGACGAGCUCCACAGACAGACACGCCUCCACGAACAUGGUGGCCAAGUAGGCGGGGGCGGUGGUGGAGGAGGCUCAGGUACAGCCAGGCCCCCCUUGGAGCGAGGCGAGUCCACAGAAAGCAGGCGGAGCCGUAAAGGUGAGCACCACCACCACAGCUCUCAUGUCCGAUUGGAUGCUACAGUGAUUCCUGGGCCGGGCUCGGAGGAGAGGCCGUCCAGGCGCCAUCACCACACCCGGAGUGGCAGUCGAGGGGGAGGGCAGUCGGAGCACAGGAAACCCAGGUCUCAUCGGAAAUGUGCAGAAGAUGGUGAGGAUGGCGGAGGAGGAGCUGGAAAAACAGGGAGACAUAAGAGCAAAGGGGUUGACGGAGGUGGAGAGGGAGAGCAGGAGGGAGCUGGCGAUGGCGGUGAGAGGAGGCCAAGAAGAAAUCGCCAUGGCAACCAAACUGACGGCGAGGGGAAGAGGAUGUGCCAGCACAGAAGGAAGGAUUGCAGCGUCCCUAACCUCUCGACCACACGGCCUAUCCAGAAGAGCCUCUCCAGGCAGGACAGCCAGUACAGUGAGGAUAUGGACAACCUCAUGAAUACCAAACUGGUCUCUGGCUCCACCCCACCCAGCGAGGGUCAUCCUAAUCCAGUUCCUAACCACACUGUGGCUCCUGGUUUUGGAUCUGCCCACCAUCUUGCUAACAGUGGCACUCAUGGGAGUUUGGUCACAUUAGAUAGCUAUGGGAGCAUCGCACAUCACCGUGCCAACAGUGUCAUCAGGCUGCCUCACCCUGACUACACAGCUGUAGACAUGCCAAUUUUUCCAUCCACAAAUGCCAUACUGCAGGUCAAUAAGAAUGCCAACACAGAGCCUCUGCCAGCAAAGGAGGAUAAAGACGACGAUGAUGAUGAGAAGGCAGGUGAAGGAGGACCCAGACCCAUGCCUCCCUUCAGUUCCAUGUUCAUCCUGUCCACUACCAACCCGUUUCGGCGGGCGUGUCACUACGUCUGCACCCUGCGUUAUUUUGAGAUGGUUAUCCUGCUGGUCAUUGCCAUGAGCAGUAUUGCCCUGGCUGCUGAAGACCCUGUCUGGCCCGAAUCCCCUCGCAACAAUGUUCUACGCUAUUUCGACUAUGUCUUCACAGGAGUGUUCACAUUUGAGAUGCUCAUAAAGAUGGUGGAUUUAGGGUUGGUCUUGCACCAGGGCUCUUAUUUCCGGGACUUGUGGAACAUCCUUGACUUUAUAGUGGUUAGUGGUGCUCUGGUGGCCUUCGCCUUCACCGGCGGCGGGGGGAGCAGUAAAGGAAAAGACAUCAGCACAAUCAAGUCUCUGAGGGUACUGAGAGUGUUACGACCUCUGAAGACUAUUAAACGUCUUCCUAAACUUAAGGCUGUGUUUGACUGUGUGGUGAACUCGCUGAAGAAUGUCCUCAACAUCCUGAUUGUCUACUUACUCUUCAUGUUCAUCUUUGCUGUGGUGGCUGUGCAGCUCUUCAAGGGACGUUUCUUUUACUGCACUGAUGAAUCCAAAGAGUUUGAGCGCGACUGCAGGGGCGAAUACCUGGUGUAUGAACGCGAUAACGAAGUGAAGGCGCAGAAGCGGGAGUGGAAGAAGUACGAUUUCCACUACGACAACGUGGCUUGGGCCCUCCUCACCCUCUUCACCGUAUCUACCGGAGAGGGGUGGCCGCAGGUGCUGAAGCAUUCAGUGGAUGCGACUUAUGAGAACCAGGGCCCGAGCCCGGGGUACCGGAUGGAGAUGUCCAUCUUUUACGUGGUGUACUUCGUGGUCUUCCCCUUCUUCUUCGUCAACAUCUUCGUAGCUCUGAUCAUCAUCACCUUCCAGGAGCAAGGGGACAAGAUGAUGGAGGACUACAGUUUAGAAAAGAACGAGAGAGCUUGUAUAGACUUUGCCAUCAACGCCAGACCCCUGACACGACACAUGCCUCAGAACAAGCUGAGCUUCCAAUACCGAAUGUGGGAGUUUGUGGUGUCGCCGCCAUUUGAGUAUACUAUAAUGGCAAUGAUCGCGCUCAACACGGUUGUGCUGAUGAUGAAGUAUGACGGAGCUUCUGACACCUAUGAAGCUGUGUUAGCCAACCUGAACAUAGUGUUUACCUCCCUCUUCUCCAUGGAGUGUGUACUCAAGAUCAUCGCCUUUGGAGUUCUGAAUUAUUUCAAAGAUGCCUGGAAUAUUUUUGACUGUGUGACAGUUCUGGGCAGCAUCACUGAUAUCCUGGUUACAGAGCUUGGGAAUAAUUUCAUCAACCUAAGUUUCCUGAGGCUGUUCAGGGCAGCUCGUCUCAUCAAGCUGCUGAGGCAGGGAGAAACCAUCCGUAUCUUGCUCUGGACCUUCGUUCAGUCCUUCAAGGCACUGCCUUAUGUCUGCCUCCUCAUUGCCAUGCUGUUCUUCAUUUACGCCAUCAUUGGGAUGCAGCUGUUUGGGAAUAUUGCUAUUGAAGAAGACGGAGAGAGUGCCAUCACCCAGCACAACAACUUCAGGACCUUCAUACAGGCUCUCAUGCUUCUCUUCAGGAGUGCAACUGGAGAGGCUUGGCAUGAGAUCAUGCUGGCGUGUCUGGGGGGUAAGGAGUGUGACCCCCUGUCAGGGAAUACAGACCCAGAGUGUGGCAGCCAGUUUGCCUACCUCUACUUCGUCUCCUUCAUCUUCUUCUGUUCAUUCUUGAUGCUGAAUCUGUUUGUAGCCGUCAUCAUGGACAACUUUGAGUACUUGACUAGAGAUUCAUCCAUACUGGGACCUCAUCACCUGGAUGAGUAUGUCAGGAUAUGGGCCGAGUAUGAUCCUGCUGCCUGCGGGCGCAUUCAUUAUAAGGACAUGUACAGUUUAUUACGAGUUAUCGACCCGCCUCUCGGCUUAGGCAAGAAAUGCCCCCAUAGGGUGGCCUGCAAGAGACUGCUCCGUAUGGAUCUGCCUGUGGCCGAUGACAACACGGUCCACUUCAACUCCACUCUCAUGGCCUUAAUCCGCACAGCACUGGACAUCAAGAUCGCCAAGGGUGCGGAAGGUGGUGUUGACAAGCACCAGAUGGACGCGGAGCUGAGGAAAGAGAUGAUGGCAAUCUGGCCCAAUCUCUCACAGAAGACUCUGGAUUUGCUGGUUACACCGCACAAGUCAGCUACAGACCUGACAGUGGGGAAAAUUUACGCUGCCAUGAUGAUCAUGGAGUACUACCGGCAGAGCAAGAUCAAGCGCUCGCAGGCUCUUCGUGAUGAGCAGAAUCGAACGCCAUUACUGUUUCAGCGCGUGGAGCCACCUUCCCCCACCCAGGAUGGGGGUCCGGGACUUAACAACGCCCUCCCUCCACCGGAGACGUCAGGGACUGUCAACAGCCUGCCGGUGGAGGGGGGGGUCCCGGAGAGCCAUUCGUGGGUGACGGCUCGUGCUCAGGAGAUGUCCCAGAAGGCCGGCAGCUGGAGUCCUGAGGGACACCCUGAGGAUGGCCUGGAAAGCAUGACCAACUCUCAGACGGUAGAGAUGAGAGAGAUGGGGCAGGAUGGUUACUCGGAUACUGAGCACUUUCCACCAAUGGAAGGCCAUGGCAGGGCCGCUUCCAUGCCCCGCCUCCCAGGCGACAACCAAACCAUCAACGACAGCAGUCCCAUGAAACGCUCGGCCUCGUCGCUGGGCCACAGCAGGUCCGGGCGUAGCCACAGAGACAAAGGAGGGGCAGACGACUACAACAUGGAGUGUGUACCUGAGGAGGGGAGAACCAGACACACACACCGGCGAAAAGACCGGGGUCAUCGGGUGUCGGAGAAGUCCCUCUGUCACUACACGGAGGCUGACACAGGCCUGGGCACAGACCUGAGCACCACCACCCAGUCAGGUGACCUCACGUCCAAAGACAAGGAUCGCGACAGAGACCGCGGCCGGUCCAAAGACCGUAAGCACCACCACCAUCAUCACCACCACCAUGGCUCGGUGGACAAGGAGCGCUAUGUAGCAGAGCGAGGGGGCGAGUAUGGACACAGGCACUCCCGCGACAGAGAGCAUGACAGAGAGCAUGACCGGGAGAGGGAGAGAGAAAGGGACCGGCGCUGGUCGCGAUCGCCCAGCGAGGGUCGCGAGUGCUUGACACACAGACAGGGCAGUAGUUCGGUCAGCGGAAGUCCUGUCCCCUCAACCUCGGGGACCAGUACGCCACGUCGAGGCCGCCGACAGUUGCCUCAGACCCCCGCGACACCCCGGCCCCAUGUUACCUACUCCCCUGUAGUCCGUAAGGCCAUGCCCACGCCACCUGGGGGGCAACAGGGCCGACCUCCAGCCCCAGCCCCCCGCCGCUUUUCUCCUGAGCCUCCCCAAGGCCAGGGCCCUCCUCCCGCUGGUCUCCCACUGGCCCACCAUGGCACACCCCGCCAGGGUCAUCAUCCCCCGCCUCGCUGGGGAGACACAGGUGGAGGAGGUGGCUCCAUGGAAGGGGAUGGCUGCUUCUACAACCAGGAGUACCAGGACUAUGAGCCCCACCAUGAACCACCUGCCUAUGAGCAGAGCCCCAUGCAGGGCGGCAACCCCCACCCCCAUGCACUGGCCAACCACCCACUGCCGCCUCCCCCGCAACCACAGCCACAUAACCCCCAUCCUCUCCCUCCACCCCAGCAACACCCUGUAAACAACCCCCACCCUCAUCCACAGUCCCACCCGCAGCCCAGUCGCACCUCACCGAGGACUGCCCGCCAUGCGCCCCCGCCCACCACUGCCCUGACUGGGCCUGUACAGGGCCAGAUGCAGUCUGCUUCCCAGCGCCGCCUACCCAAUGGCUACCGCUCUUCAUCACCUUCCACACAUCUCCAUGGACCCUCACAUACUGGACCUCACAAGGUCCCCCCUCCAGCUGGGCAUCCUCGGGGUCCCCGCAAGGGCCUGCAUGAACCCUACAGCGAGACGGAGGACGACGACUGGUGCUAGCCUCUGGGGAUGGGGGAGGGGCGUAAAGGAGGAAAAAGAAUUGAUACAUGGACCGAAAGAUGAAGAUAGGAAGCUCUGAGCCAGAGCACUGACUGCCAAGGGAAACCGUGAUUCUUUCGUUCUCGUCUGUUCAAUUUUUUCCUCUCCUCCACUGCUUGGCAUGUCCCAGGGAAGGUGGGCAAGAUGAGGGGGACAGGUGUCAGGAUGAAGGGAUGGAACAAGAAUGCUGAGGCAGGAUCUGGAGAAACAAGUGGUGGCGGUAACAAACCACCUCCACGUUCUGCUUGCAUUGUUGUUGCAUUCAUCUCUUGAUGCCAGAUAAGACCAACCUCAAACUGCAGUUUUUAAGGAUGCAAGCAGGAGGGGUGACGGACACUAGUCUUUGCGUGUCUUAAAUUAUGCCUCUGGCAAUGAGCUACAGCCACUUACAAGAUGUCAAGAGUUGCGACUCGACAAAAGACACUUUACAGUCAGAGACAAAAGAACGACCACUGUUUUUCUUGUUUUUUUUUUUGCUUCUCAGCGCUAACUUCAGUUAAGUUAGCGGCAAAAAGAAUCAAAUCCAACCCUCCCAGCCACCAGUCGAAUAUUGAUGAGUUUUAUCAUCUGUGUUUUUAAAUAAGAACAAAACUGACAGUGAGCCCUCCACCUGUAUGAGGUGAGAUGGCUAAGUGGGUGGGAGAGUUGGGGAGUGUUGCAUGGGGUUGACAAGUCCCUCGGUCAAAAUCUAGGACGGGACGGGUGUGUUGGGGAUGUUUACCCCUGUCCCUGGAAAACACCCUCCUCCCAGAAACAAACAAUUUAACCAACCUCAACCUAUGACCUAUGAGAGAAGAAAAACAAAAAAGUGGAGAUGGGUUUCAGAAAGAAAAAAACAAACAAACCAGUAACUGUUUUCUGCAGUAUUUCUUCUUCUAUUCCUGCUUCUUCUUCCUCCUUCUCUUCUACUUCUUCAAAACAUUGAAGCUUGAAUCUUCUGUUGCACCCCACACAGCUUCGUUUUUCAGACUUGCGGAGUUGUACACCCUGUGGAAUCCUGCAUGAAUGAUACAAAAAAUAAUAAUAAUAGCAACAAUGAGAAUCUACUGUAUGCGGGGGGAAACUUUACUUGGUCAUUUCUGUUGUGGUCUUUGGGGUUUCUCUCUUUUUAGUAAGAAUGCCUUUCUGUUUCUCUUUCUCUCUCUCCUCUGUAUGACAUUCCUCUCUCUGUACCUUCGUUGGCACUAAAAUCAAGUGACAGAAGGCUAUAGGGAGAUUGGACAGUUACUGUAUCUAUAUCUAGAAGGAACAAAAUGAUUACUUUUUGCUUGCUUGUAUGUUCUGUGCCAGAUGCCUGCCACUGAUACAGCUGGAAUUGCACAUAUUUUUGUGGAAGUAACUUUUUGUAACUAUGGUGAUAAUCCUAAAAAUGAUGGGAAGCAGGGUAAAGCUGGAUGAAACAUGGUGGUGUCCCUAUUGGUGAAUGAGUCCGACAAAUCAGUAACAUCUCAAAGUCUUCCAGGGUUUGGGGUUAAAACAGAGACACCGGAGAGAAAGAGAUGAAUAGAAAGUUGGAAAAAGGAGAGAAACUCUUCAUCCUUGUUUUCUUUGUUAUAGACCAUAAUAAUGGAUACCCAGAUGACUAUAAUAAUAACUAAUAAUGAUCACGACGAUCUUGAUAAUGAGACAGAUUCUCCACUUUUGGUCCUAUAUUCUGUUCUGUAUGUUCGUUUUAUUUUGAGCUCAGCUUAUCAUUUUUCCAACCCUGAGGUGGAGCUCUAACCCACAGAUUGCAUUGUGGGAGUAUGAGUCUGCAGGAGGGCAAACAUGAGUCAGAGAUUUCCCCCCAAAAAAGCAGCCAAUAAAUCUGCCUUUCUUCUAGACAUUGGGUGAAUUUGAUUGAAAUUUGACUGAUCAGAAGCAGUUCUCCACAGGUUUCUUCGUUGAAAUGGAUGAGUCUAUUCUCCUGCAGACGCUAAAACAGAGUUCCACCACCACUUGUGACCUUCCGGUGGCGCUGUAUGACAAAACAGUGCCCCCUCUAGUUUUUGUACCUCUCCCUUUACUCCACUUCUAAUUCAGAGUUGUUACAUGGUACCAGUGCACCAAGAAUACAAGUUUAGCUCAUUCUCUCACUUGUAGACCACCUCGUCUGUGUUCACCACGUGUAAAUACAGGCGACGGUCACACAGUUCACACGGGUUGGAGAAAAGAUGCGUGGGCCUUUGUCGUGGUCCUGGAAAACAUCCAUGUUCUGUGUGUAUCACUCCUAUAUAUCUUUAAUUUCUUUCUGCGUGUUUUCUCUGUGUGCCUCAAACUAACACUCGUCACUAACGCACACCACUGUCAGCCCCAACAUUAGUGUGAUUAUGUUACUUAUUUAUUUGACCUGCGUUUUUAACCUGGAGGCCUAUCACAUGUUGACCAGAGAAUGCACCGAAAAAAUAGAAAAGAAAAAAAACUGCCUAUUAGUGUCUUUCCAACCUCAGUGGAAUGUCACAGACAAGUAUUUUUUCACAUCACUACACUUAAAAUCAGAAAGCACACUAGGUAUGUAGCUCCUGGUUGUGGUGUGUGCGUGUGUGUGUAGGUGGGUAUUUGCGUGUGUGUGUACAUGGAUGAGUGUGUUUGGAUAAAUUUUUAGCGAUUUUGUUUUGUUCGUGCUUGCUUUGCUUUUUAUUCUUUGUCUCCAGAAAAUCAUUUUUAAAUCUUAAAAUGUUUUGGUCAGAUCAUUGUAAACAAUCUUCGACUAUGUGUGCAUGUGCGUGAGUGAGUGUGUGUGUGUGUGUGUGCGAUAUCAGUAACCCCUGAAUGAAACAUGCAAAGCCCCAAACAUUCACCAUCCAUCUUUGUGUCUAUGCUGCAGUGAAAUCCACUAACACGCUGAUUAACCACACAAAUUCUUCAAAAAGCAAUGUAAAGCCGCUACUGAGAAAAGAAAAAAAGUUUUUUUAAGUACAAAAGAUUAAAAAAAAAAGGAAAAAAUAUCUAGUUCCAGAAAUGCAUGUGCUAUGUGCAUGCCACACCGUGGGUUAACAGUCAUCUUCAGGACAUAAAAGAAAAAGCAGAUUAAUGAAUUCAGAGGAAUAAAAAAAAAGAUAUAUAAAUAGAUAGAUGUUUUUAAAAAGCAACGUUUCCUUUUUUCCUUCUAUUUUUGAGAACAAAAAAGGUUAAAAACUUCCAAAAAAAAAAACGUCUAAAGAAUAAAAACACAAAAGAGACUUUGGUGAGAGUUGGUCUCGUUUGUUUUCUUCUUGUUACAUGGGGUUGAGGCACAACACAACCAUGUUCAGGACACCACAAAAAAGAACUGUUUUUAAUGAAAAAAAAAGAUGUAUACAAAGAAAAGAAAGUACAGUUCAGAAGACGGUGUAUUCUCCCUUCUACUUUUUGUGGGGGUCAGGGGGUGCAGGAGCUAGCCAAAUCUGAUGAUGUACUCAUUAUGACUGGCUGUGAAACCUUUUGAUCUCUCACUCACUCCCUCUUUUUCUCUCUCUCUCUCUAACUCUGUCUCUCUCACACUCUUUAUCUGUCGCACUCUCAACCUGUCUCACCGCUAUUUCUACCAGUGCAUUUUGUAAUUCCAAACAGAACUCUUCCUAAAGAAUAAAAUCCAGAGAGAAUGCA
Morone saxatilis (striped sea-bass) is the source of this 10216-nucleotide messenger RNA. It is a transcript of the gene cacna1aa, whose product is annotated as calcium channel, voltage-dependent, P/Q type, alpha 1A subunit, a. Gene Ontology annotation, cellular component: neuronal cell body; membrane; voltage-gated calcium channel complex. Gene Ontology annotation, molecular function: high voltage-gated calcium channel activity. The record is from RefSeq and is a predicted model, not a curated record. NCBI's taxonomy places the organism in Eukaryota, Metazoa, Chordata, Actinopteri, Moronidae. The coding region runs from base 8 to 6610 and encodes 2200 amino acids. The transcript has 44 exons. Gene Ontology annotation, biological process: calcium ion import across plasma membrane; chemical synaptic transmission.